AUGAAAUCUAGUAUAAAUAGUUCAACUGUAUCUGCAACAACGAAUGCAUUCUCUAAUAAACUGCAUACUGGUCAUCAAAAGAUUGUUCCCAGCGGAUAUUCAUUAAACAGAUUUCCACUUGGUAACCUCUCGUCUACUGAUAUUGUUCGAAAAGACAAACAGGGUUCAAAUUUUUCCAGUUAUUUUACUAGUGGUUCAGCAAAUUUUUGGGAUUCAACAGUACCAAAAAAAAUGACUACUAGUUAUGGGAAUAUAGAUCUGAAACAACGUCCACGGGAUGUUGUAUUAUCUACAAGGAAUCCGGUUUUCUACAAUAUGCGUUCGACUUGUUCGUCGGAUAGUGAUGGAUGUUAUGAGAAUGUAAUUGCUAGUAAAAGUGAUAGCGUGAGUUCAAAUAACUAUACGGAUCAUAACAAUACAGCGGCAACAGCUUUUGUUUCUCCAAUAACCAAUGGCAAUAAUAUUAGUAAUGUUGGACGAUCAGCAGAUAUUGACUGCUCUUUAGCUGUUUUAAAUGCUAAUAAAUUAUUGUUAUCGAGUAUGAAUGGGUGCACAAAAAUGGAAUAUCGGCCUAUCACGCAAACGGUACCAAUUAAAAUGCAAUCAGUAAAUGGUGAGCAUACAAAAUAUUGA
Enterobius vermicularis (human pinworm) is the source of this 633-nucleotide messenger RNA. The record is from the annotation of a GenBank genome assembly. NCBI's taxonomy places the organism in Eukaryota, Metazoa, Nematoda, Chromadorea, Rhabditida, Oxyuridae.